Aspergillus sclerotioniger CBS 115572 is the source of this 2739-nucleotide messenger RNA. RefSeq lists its product as uncharacterized. Lineage: Eukaryota; Fungi; Ascomycota; Eurotiomycetes; Eurotiales; Aspergillaceae. The record is from RefSeq and is a predicted model, not a curated record. The transcript has 2 exons. Bases 1 to 2739 code for a protein of 912 amino acids. Gene Ontology annotation, molecular function: S-adenosylmethionine-dependent methyltransferase activity.
AUGACGGACGUGUACCGUCCUGCACCACCCAGAUGUCCACCCCUGCGACAGGUGCGGGGGACAAGGCUCGACACAAUCGAGGAGGAUGCGCGCGAGGCGCAGUAUUCAGAAAGCACGGCGCCUGUUGUAUCGAGAAAUAAACAGACGACACCACAGCCCCCGCAACAGCUUUUGAAACAACCACCUCAGCUGAAGCUCAAGACCAGCGGGCUUCAAUUGGUGUCGUCUAGGCUACAUCGAUUCUUUUCGCCGAUAUCUGCAGGGUCCCUAUCCUCUUGCUCGGAUACGGAAUGGCAGCGCCAGAUGCAGCCGUUCGAAGAUUUGUACGAUGCUACCGACGAGGAUUCAGACAUAAGCGACGAGUGUACGUCCUUUGCCAGCACUCGGCCAACGAGCUUGGUGACGCCGACGACACGAACCUCGGUGGUUUCUCCCAUCUCACGUAGUCGAUAUCCGAGUCUCACCAUCCCAUCGUCCACACUGUGGCCAUCACUACAUGGUGCCCCAAAGAGCUCUCCGAUCCCGCCAACCCCACCGCCAAAGAUCCCAGUCUCUCCAACCGCUCUGUCCAUGCUAACCCAUUCGGUGCCGGCAGUGCAUGCUCCACCAUCUUUGGAUGGCAGUGUGUCCUCCGACCAGGUGUCAAACAUCAGUGCUCCCGCCACUCCAGACCUGCAGUCCCUGCCAGAUAAUGACUGGACAAUGCAAGACGUUCAAAUGCUGCGACACAUCUCACUCGAUGGCACCCCGGACCCCUGGUCGGAGACUUCGGAGCGGAAUGAAGAGAUGUGGCAGCUUCAUUUGCCCCCAGAACGCCCACGUAGUGCCGAUGACGCAACACCAGCGUCGGAACUCUCAGGGUAUAGUUUCAGCCAGCUGAGCAUACCCUCACCGGGGGGCUUUUUUGCUUCAUUGGGCCCAAGAUCCCGCCACACUUGGUCUAUUCCACAUGGCAACAUGCCGCCCUCUUCUGCCAUUGCUGAGAGCUUUUACAAGCUGCCGUUUGCUCGGGCCGAAGGGCAAAUUGUUGAGCAGGUCAUUGACUAUCCCGACCGGACGACAGAGGAGCAGCUGACAGCGGUAUAUGACCCCAUCGGGCCGCCAACCGCCUUCAGGAUCCCGGCCGAAAGCCUGACCCAAUGCUCAGAAGAGGUGGAUGAUCAAGAGUGUUCCGAUGAUGAGGCUAUGGAGGAAGCCCCGAUUCCGGCGGGCUGGGAUGAUCAGUUUGAACGAGACGAAGACUAUGAGAGCGAACUGAGACAAAAGGCGAUGUCGGGCCUGGAUCGGACCAGUGACUGGCUGUCAGCCCAGGCUUCUUACCUCGCAGCUCUUCACGAGACCAAUCCAGUGAACAUGCUAGAUGGAGAUGCCCACAGCAUCGAAGCUGCAAGCAAGGGCGAGCAACAGCCUCAGCUGGGCCGUAAACGGUCGGUUCCUUAUGCCGGGAUCAUCCCGGAGGCACCGAGCUCUCAACCUUCAGCUCAGGCGAGUAAAGAUUCCAUCUACUGGCGAGGGUUUCAGGCGGUCCAGCAGCAGUCCAGCAGCCGGGAUACGUUUGUGCAUCGGAACACACGAUUCGAUGCCAUUCAGUCUACCCGGCUCGGCCUGACUGGCACGCACAUCAACCGCUUGCGGGGCAACUACGAAAUUUCUCGUCCCGAACGUCCGGCCUACAAAGGUCCGUUCUCAUUAGCGCCUCGCAAAUCGACAAUGGGCUCAGCUUUGGCCGAGAAGGCUCAGUUCUCUAUGGUCGAGAAGGAGCAGGCCGUGCUGUCCCAGAUCCGUCAACCUAUGUGGGCCAUGGAUGCUCUCCGGUAUGUCAAUGGGGGUAGCCUAAUCGUCAGCCCUGCCUCCAAGCGACUGGCCAGCACAUCUAUGGUGAGCUCGCGCAAGGCACCCCGUCAGCUACGCAUUCUGGAUCUCGGUGGACACGCCUCGUGCGAAUGGGCCUGGCAACUUGCCCACGAGUACCCUCAUGUCAAAGUCUAUACGGUCUUUACUGAGCAUCAAGCGGUCAACCCUGGCAUCAAAGGACCCCCAAAUCACCGUCACAUGUCUGUGUCGCAGCUGUGGAAAUUGCCGUUCCCAGACAACAAGUUUGAUGUGAUCUCGGCUCGCUCUUUCCCUGUUUUGUUGAAGAAAGAUCAUCCCGCCGGAGAGACCCAGGAUCAGUAUGACCUCUGUCUGAAAGAGUGUCGACGCUGUCUCAAGCCUGGCGGCUAUCUGGAAUUCUUCGUUAUGGAUGCGGAAAUAACGCGGGCUGGCCCGCAAGCAUCUGCCACGUCAGCAGAGUUUGCAUCCAACCUCAGGGCUUACGGUUACGACCCCACACCCACGAAGGGCUUUCUCAGUCGCUUGCAGCGGAAUUUUGCGGAUGUCAAAAGGGCUUGGAUGUUCUUGCCCAUGGGCACCGAGCCGGUCAAGUCUGAACCGCCUAGGGAGACGCCGGAUCCUAGAGUGAAGAGCCUGGUUGACGACUAUGAAGCAGUCCACGGCCCAGUGGGAAGCACAGCCGAUGUCGCCAACGUCACGGGGAUGUUCGGGGGUUGGCUCUGGGAGCAAUGGCUUGUAAAACUGCAAAUGGAGAUGGGAAUGGACCAACAAGACCUGCUGGCAGGUAUUGGAGGUGUGUUCGACGAGGGACGCAAGAACGGUGCAGGCUGGACCUGCUUGUCGGGAUGGGCUAUGAAGCCCAGACUGAAGAAGAAGCGCCACGGACGGAAGAGCAGCAAGGGCUGA